Pocillopora verrucosa is the source of this 1645-nucleotide messenger RNA. NCBI's taxonomy places the organism in Eukaryota, Metazoa, Cnidaria, Anthozoa, Scleractinia, Pocilloporidae. The record is from RefSeq and is a predicted model, not a curated record.
AUCGCAUAAGCACCUGUUUUUCUUCGGCUGUCGUCGUUCAGAACUAAGAUAUUUUCAACACUUUAUAAUCUCUUUUCAGAACUCGAUAUUUUUGGUUUUUUUUCGUCAGGAAGCCUCACAGAACUUUUUUACCGUAGCGCUACCAACCUACGCGUGAAAUAUUGUGAGAGCCCAAACAAGCUUUACGACAAACGUAUUCGUGAAUUGAAUCAUCGGAUUGUCUGCAAAGUUCUCAAACAGAUCCCAUCACAUCUGCUACUCAAGUACUCGAUCAUUCCAGAUUAUUUUCAUCGGUCACCGUUGUGAGGGACUAUCUACACGAAGGAUGUCUUCGCAAAACCGGAAGUACUUCCGCUUUCGUUUCUUCCGAAUUCUGUUUUUCCUUAUCCUGUUUAUAUCUCCCACGACACCUACAACGAGUAAGCUCGGUUUACCAGAGAGCUGUUUUCAGCUAGCACGUACCUUAAUGACAUCCCAAUCAGACAACGAGUUCAACAAAUACCUUGUCCAAUGCCUGGCUUCAGUAGAAUGGCAACAAUUAUCUGACUUCACCAUCCAAAAAUUCCAAGAACUGAAAGACAAAAUACCACCUGGAAUUGCAGAGUCUGUAAAGGGAAGUCUUUUUAUUGUGUCUGUGCAUUUAAUAUGCUUAAGUAAUCUACUGUACCAACAGGCUGUGAUCUUAGCUGAAGACUGUAAGGAGCAUCGAGAUAUGUUCAAAGAGCUACAGACAAAAAUGAAAGUCGUACUACAAGCGAUAAAGACAGAAAUUUACUCAAUGCCAAAGAGCAUCGACUUUCCCACGAUGCACGAGCGAAUCACGAAGGUAAUGAAAAUCUUGAAUAAUUUUUACACCGAGCUCGAGCAGGUAACUAAUGACGUAAAAAAUGGUAUCAUCAGCAGUCGACUUCACAAAAUCAUUGUCAUAGGGUGCGGUGUUGUUGCGCUGGUCGUUUGUGUUGGUUCCCCCUUUGUUGCCGGUCCUCGGAGAGUAUUUUUAAUAUGCGCUCCUGCUCUUGGAGGUGUUGCUUAUUCUAUCGCAAGUUACUUGUCCCUUGGCACAACUAAUGAAGAACUGAACCAGUUGCUGAAGGACACGAGAAAGCUGAGGCAAGAGGCAGCCAAGCAUCGAGCUCAGCUUCAAGUUAUACUUGCUUUGUUAAAAGGGCCCACAGUGGACAUUUACAUCAAAAGCAAGGGCCGGGAAGAUCCAAGAAACACUGAUGGUAUCGCUUACAUCAUGGUGAAUGGAAUCGAUUUCUCUCCUCACGGAAGGGGAUAUAACGUUGUGGUUGUUGAUGGCACAACUGGUGGCGUUAUCGAAGGAAGAGCAUUUGACACGCAUUGGGGCUCCUCUGCUGAUGAUCGCCUAAGAAAAUAUCUCGACAGCCUCUACGGAAAUAAGAUCGUUUUAGUGGCGAUUCAAGAUGAAGGUUCAAAGUACGUAAAAUCAGCACUUGACGCUCUCAAGAGACUGGGCGCUACCGAGCCUGUACUGCCGGACUAUCGAGGAUCCUUUGCGCUUGUUGGAUACGCAGGAGCAAACAAACCAUUGUGGAUUGCACAGAAAAUUGCUAAGAGAGGUCUGGGACCAAGUAAGAUAACUAUGAAAAUUCCGUUAAUACCCAAGCCCACUAAGAUGUAA